Messenger RNA from Phalacrocorax carbo (great cormorant), 1901 nucleotides. The record is from RefSeq and is a predicted model, not a curated record. NCBI's taxonomy places the organism in Eukaryota, Metazoa, Chordata, Aves, Suliformes, Phalacrocoracidae.
CAGCCGGUGGGAGUACCGGGGCGGCGCCUUUCGCUCGCCGCCGCCCCUCGCGUGCCGCCACCGCGCCCCGGCGGUCCCGUCAGAGCCCGGUCCGCCCGCCCGCAGGGGGGCGCUGUGCGCCGCCGCCGCGCAGUGAGGCCCCGCCAGCCCCUCGGCCCGGUCCGCCCUCCGGUCCGCCUCGCCCCUGAGGCCUGGGCCGGCCGCGGGCACGGCCGCGUUCCCCCGGCGCCCCCUCAGGCCCUGACCCCGGUCCCCGCCCGGGCCGUGGGUGCCCGCACCGGGCAGCGCGGGCGGCCCUGCCCUGCCAGCCGUGCGUGGCGGGCGGGCUCCCGCAGCGGCCCUGGCUGAGGCAGCAUGGGGAAGAGCUGCAAGGUGGUUGUGUGCGGCCAGGCCUCCGUCGGGAAAACGUCGAUUCUGGAGCAGCUUCUGUACGGGAACCAUGUGGUUGGCUCCGAGAUGAUCGAGACCCAGGAGGACAUUUACGUGGGCUCCAUUGAGACGGACCGGGGGGUGCGUGAGCAGGUGCGGUUCUACGACACGCGGGGCCUGCGGGAUGGCCUGGAGCUUCCCAAGCACUGCUUCUCCUGCACGGACGGCUACGUGCUGGUCUAUAGCACUGACAGCAAGGAGUCCUUUAAGCGGGUGGAGCUCCUCAAGAAGGAGAUUGACAAGUCCAAGGACAAGAAAGAGGUCACCAUUGUGGUUUUGGGCAACAAGUGUGACCUGCAGGAGCAGCGCCGGGUGGACCAUGACGCAGCCCAGCACUGGGCAAAGGGCGAGAAGGUGAAGCUGUGGGAGGUGUCCGUGGCUGACCGGCAUACGCUGAUCGAGCCGUUCAUCUACCUAGCCAGUAAGAUGACGCAGCCACAAAGCAAGUCUGCUUUUCCCCUGAGUCGCAAGAACAAGGGCAGCGGAUCCAUGGAUGGCUGAACCUUGUUUUCCCUUCUCUUCUGUUGCCACCACCUCUCCCUCACCUCCCUCCUUCCCUUCCACUUAUCUCCUGCUGCGCCUGUUUGGUGUCAUGGAGCCUGCGGGAAGCAUGGUGGCACAAGGAACGGGCAUCCCAGGGCUGGGGAUGGUCUCUGAGGAUGAGAGAGGUGAGCCAUCUCGCUGCACUGGGACAGAGACUGCUCUUUUCACUGCCCAGCCCCUGCAGAUGUUGGAGGUACUACAGGAAAGCCAGGAUUCACCAAGUGACACCCCUCUGCGCUCCGGGCAGAGACCCGAGGGCCGUAGGCUGCUGGAGGGGAGGCACAGCACUGGGCUGGCCAGCAGGUGGGGAUCAGCUCCACGGCUGAGCACAGCCGGGCCAGAGGAAACUACUCCCUCUCCCCUGAGCUGCUCUCGUUUGUAUUUACUGAUGCCAUGUGAAAGAGCCCACUUGCUGGCCCUGCCUCCAGCCCAGCCACUGUCAGAGCAGCUCUCCCCUGUCCUGGCUCUGCAGCGUUCCCCAGCAGAUUACCCCUUACCUGGCAGUGCCCGCUGCUCCUUUAUGUGCAGAAAUAUUCAGUCAUCCUGCCCCAGUGAAUGUGUAGCGUGGAGCAGGGCAAGAUGCUGUUACUGAGGGCAGGGUGCCCAUGUGCACCACACUGUAGCCCUCCUCUUCCUGAGUGGGGACUCAGUCGUGACCUUGGAGAAGCUGCGACUGUGCUUAGGCUGCACACCCUGAUGCCUAGGGCUGUGGCAGCUCUCGCUGCCCAGCUGUCGUGGUGCUGACUUCUCUCAGAAUCUCCCCAAGACAAGGGAAGGGCAUCCUGGUCCCGCCCAGCAACACGUGUUCCCUUCAGCUAGUCUGGAUCUAGGGGGGAAAAAAAAAAUGACGAGAAAGCCCUGGCUUGUUUAUACUUGUUCCUUUUAUUUACUGAGUAACACAAUAAAGCGAUGAGAUUCGAUUAUCAAAA